Messenger RNA from Microthlaspi erraticum, 1431 nucleotides. The record is from the annotation of a GenBank genome assembly. Lineage: Eukaryota; Viridiplantae; Streptophyta; Magnoliopsida; Brassicales; Brassicaceae.
AUGGAUACUGAUGCAGAUCCAGUCGAGAAUCGAGGCAACGAUGAGGAAGAGGAAAACGAUGAAGAUAAUCAUUACGAGUACGGUGAUGGUUUCUUAGCGGACAGUGAUGAUGGAGAAGAAGAAGAAGAAGAAGAAGAGAAGCAAUGUAGUGAUGACGAUGAAGAUUUCAGUCUCCACGAAGAUGAUUAUCAGCUUAUACAAGAAAACAACGCCAGUUCCCAAAAGUUCAAACGUUUGAAGAAAUCUUCAGAGGAACAUAACGAUGGAACUUAUGAUGAUGAUGAUGUUGAAGAAGACGAGUUAAGAUCUUUCAUUAUUGACGAAGAUGAUGGUAGAGUGAUGGAAUGUUCUAAGAAAAGGAAAUACAAACAAGGAAUCUCUAGUGAUUACUUUGGUGAUCCUGAGAAGUUCUUGAAGCUUCGAAAAAAGGAUUUAGCGAUGGAGAGAAAGCUAGAAGAUGAGUUUGAGCCAACUCUUCUCUCUGACAAGUACAUGACAGGGAGAGACGAAGAAAUCAGAAAGCUUGAUGUCCCUGAGAGAAUGCAGUUGUCUGAAGAAGAAACUGGAACCGUUCCUGUAGAUGAAGCUAGCAUUGAGGAAGAGAGCAACUGGAUUUAUGCUCAGUUGAAUCAAGAAUCUUCGGUUGAAAAAGAUGACAUUUCAAGGUUCUUGGAGCUGUUUCAUGUGCAGAAGUUGGAGAUACCGUUUAUUGUCAUGUAUCGGAAAGAGCAAUGCCAAAGUUUAUUGAAGAGUGAGACUAAGUUGCAUAAGGUCUUGUGGAUGAUUCAAGAUUUGGAUAAGAAGUGGCUUCUUCUUAGGAAAAGGAAAACGGCUUUGCUUGGUUACUACACGAAACGUUUUCAAGAAGAAGAAGAAUUUGAUCUGAAUCAAUCGUUGAUCAAGUCUCUGAAUGCCGCGGAAACGGAGAGAGAAGUCGAUGAUGUAGACUCAAUGUUCAGCUUGCAUUUCCCUCUAGGGCAGUACAAGAGACCUAACAGGACAUCACAAUAUAGCUUCUGCGUCAAGUCAGGUCUCAGAGACGUUGUAAGCAAGUUAGGGUUUAGCGCUGAGAGAUUAGGGCUCGCGUUGUCUCUAGAGAAAGUACUUGUUGAUGAUGAGCUUGAAGAUGCUAAAGAAACACCAGAGGAGAUAGCGUUUAACUAUGUCUCUCCAUUGUUUCAAGAUGCUCAAGCUGUUCUUAAAGGAGCGAGGCAUGUCGCUGCGGUUGAGAUAAGCUGCGAUGCAUCCAUCAAGAAGUACGUUCGUAGGGUUUACAUGGAGAAUGCAGUGGUCUCUACAAGUCCAACACUAGAUGGGAAUGUAAUCAUAGAUUCUUGCCAUCGGUUUUCAAGUGUUAAGUGGCUACGCGAGAAACCCUUAAGCAAGUUUGAUGGUGCUCAAUGGCUUCUCAUACAGAGAGCAGAAGAAUAG